CGGAAGGCGGAGCUGGCGCUCGUGAUUGGCGCAUGCGUGAGGUGUUCUCGGAAGUGGCGCCAAAAUAGGGGUGGAGCCAUCUCGUGGGCGGGACCUGAGAACUGAAGCGGCGUUGUCAGUUGCCCGUUGAGACCGCUAUCCCGCUAGGUUUGGCGGGCAUGACAGGGGCGCGGCCCUGGGCCCGAGCGGACGCCGUUGGUUGGUGCGCGCUGGAGGGGCGUGGCGCGGGCGGUCACCGUUGGUUGGCCGACAGCACGCGGGGGCGGGCCAUGGCCCUACUACUGUGCUUGGGAAUGACUGCUGCGCUGGCCCGCGGCUGCCUUCAUUGCCAUAAUAACUUCUCGGAGAAGUUCUCCUUCUACCGCCAUCACGUGAACCUCAAGUCUUGGUGGGUGGGUGACAUCCCCGUGUCGGGAGCUCUGCUCACCGACUGGCGCCAGGACACGAUGAGGGAGCUACACUUGGCCGUCCCGGCGGAGAUCACCCGGGAGAAUCUGGAGCAGGUGGCGAGGACCGUGUUCCGAAAGAUGGAUCAGCUGUAUCAGGGGAAGAUGUACUUCCCUGGGUAUUUCCCCAAUGAACUGCGAGCCAUCUUCCGCGAGCAGGUGCACCUCAUCCAGAACGCCGUCAUUAAAAGCCACAUCGACUGUCAGCGUCACUGUGGCAUCUACCAGUACCAGACCAUCUCCUGUCACAACUGUUCUGAUUCACACGUUGUCUGCUUUGGCUACAACUGCGAGUCCUCGGCUCAGUGGGAGCGCGCUGUGCGGGGCCUUCUACUUUACAUAUCUAACUGGCACAAACAGGACACCAGGAUGAGACCCUCUUCCUCCUGCAUCUCCUCCGCUGGGACACGCAGAACCACCCCAGCCUUCCUGAUAGCACCGAGCAUCUCGUGUCUGGAGCCCCAGCGCCUGGCGAACCUGACCUUGGAGAACGCCUCGGAGUGUCUGACCCUUUACUGACAGCGCUGCAGCCGUGGGGACCAGGACUCAGCUGGCCUGGACCAGCUUGUCCCUCUGCCCUGGGUUCCCUCCGGCCACAGAGCCCCUGGGCUGGGCUGCAGCAGGGGUGGGGCUGGGGCCAGCUUUGCGUACAGGCAGGGCCACUAGGUCCUUUGUGAUGAUUAAAGUGCCUGGCAUUUCUCA
Messenger RNA from Cavia porcellus (domestic guinea pig), 1148 nucleotides. It is a transcript of the gene Izumo4, whose product is annotated as IZUMO family member 4. The record is from RefSeq and is a predicted model, not a curated record. The coding region runs from base 159 to 965 and encodes 268 amino acids. Gene Ontology annotation, cellular component: nucleus. NCBI's taxonomy places the organism in Eukaryota, Metazoa, Chordata, Mammalia, Rodentia, Caviidae. The transcript has 10 exons.